AUGGCGGACAUGACAGCGCCCAUCGUCCUGCUGAGCGAGCAGCAACAACAGUGGCUCGACAGUGCUACCGAGAACCACUGGCUCCGGCGCAUCGACUUUCAGGAGAUCUCUCAUCUGCAAAUGGGUGUCGCCAGUGGAGGCUUUGGAAUCGUCCACGCCGGCAAGUGGCGAGGCAUGCCAGUCGCCAUCAAGGUCCUCUUCUCCCUCGCCGACUUUAUCCAAGAGGUCCAGAUUCAUCGAGCAGUUCAGGACUUUGAGAACGUUGUCAAGUUCUUUGGUGUUACACGGAUGCGAGGCAAUGGCGACUAUGGCAUGGUCUUGCAGUUUGCUGGCCGAGGAAGUCUGCGCGACUACCUAUCCAAGCAUUUUGACAAGCUCGACUGGACCAAGAAACUGCGUCUCGCCAGGGAUGUAGCCUCAGGAAUCAACUUUAUCCAUCUGGAAAACAUCUGCCACCACGAUCUGCACUCAAGGAACGUCUUGAUCGACGACAAGGGAAAAGCUCUCAUCACAGACUUUGGUCUCUCGCGCUACCUCAACAAGGAACUCUCCAACAACGGCGUUCGAGGAGUGGUUCCAUAUAUCUCACCCGAACGUCUCAAGAACGCACCCUUUGACAAAAGCUCAGAUAUUUACAGCUUGGGCGUCAUCAUGUGGGAAUUGACUUCAGGAUACCCGCCCUUUGACCGUGAUGGCGAAAACUAUAUGCUGGCCUUUCACAUCACGACUGGAACGCGAGAGAAGGUCAUCCCAGGAACGCCAGUCGAAUACUCGGAGCUGUAUCAAAAAUGCUGGGAUGGGGAGCCCUCCAACCGGCCGCCUCUCUCAAUCAUUUUGGACACCCUUGACAAUCUACUCGCCAAUCGCACCAACGGAGGAGGGAGUAGUCCCAAUGACGGAUCAAGUCGGCGUCUGGAAGACUCUCAUGGACCUCCUCACUCGCUGCCAACGGCGACACAGACAGCCGUGGUAUCAUAUGAACCUCUACGCAAAUCUGCUCCGAUUACCUCCAAGCUUCCAGCCAUCGAGACGACGUUUGAAGGCCAGCCUUCAAAGCCGGUCGCUAAUAUAUCGCCUUUGGUACCCAAACAUAACUUAUCACGGAACCACCCUGUCAUCGCGACCAACACAGAUACUGGCAAUACUGUCGACGUUGUUGAUCGUAUGCAAGGUUUGCGAGUGGACGAUACAACCGAGAGACCAGCUGGGCCGCCCAUCACACCAGCCCGCCCUGUGUGGAUGCAAACUCCAGGAACACCCAACGGAGGCAUGGGCACUCGCCACAUUCACCCAACCUCGCCCAAACAGCCUAUCACACCACCCCAACAAAGCCCUGUCAAGACUGCUCCACGAGUGGGUCAUCCUCUGAAUGACCCUUCAGGCGUUCGUCACAGCCCCAAGAAUGCCAACGUUUCGCCCACAAUCCCAGAAAUGGGAGGAGGGGGUUUGGAGAGUAUGGCAGAAAUGGGAAGCCCGUCAGUUAUGCCUUUGGGAUCACCCCCUAUGCAACAGCAGCGUCUUCAUCAAUUUUAUCCCCAGCAACAGCAGCAGCAACAGCAGCAUCAGCAACAACAGUUGCAAGGAUUUCACAUCAAUCAAUUUCAGCAUCCUUUUCCUCAGCCCUAUCCACCUCAACCUAUGUAUCCGCCUCAACAGCAUCAGCAACAGCAGCAACAGCAACAACAGCAACAACAUCAGCAACAAUACCCACAUGCGUAUCCACCCUAUCCGUACCCCAGCAAUGGGCAUGCUCGACCGGCUCUUCCAGACCUAUCAGCUUAUCCAGGAUAUGGGCAGGCAAAUAUCCCAUUCCAUGGAUAUCAACAAGCCUCCAUUCCUGCCACGACAUCCGCACGUCCGAUCACCGCUAGCUCGAGUGGUCGUGUCACAAGCAACAACAGUAACAACAACUGGAUUCCUCUGGAUGGCAAGACAAGGAUUCGGGAGUUCUUCAUGGCGACUUUGAGGAAAAGCUUCGACGCCAUUCAGUGGCAUCUGGAUCACGGAGCCGAUGUGAUGGAGCGAUAUGAUAUUAUGUCGGGAAGGACCCCAUUGCAUGCGGCAGCGAUGAGCGGCAGUUUGGAGGUGAUGAAGCUCCUCUGUGAGGCAGCUGGAUCGAGAUUGAAUCUGAAUGAGGAAGACGACAGCGGGCAGACGCCGCUGCAUCUGAUGACGCAUUAUGGAACGAACGAUUCGUUUCCUGUGUUGGACUAUAUGUUGGAGAAGGAGGCGAACCCAAACGCGCAGGAUAGCGAGAGACGUACACCGCUCAUGACGGCGCUGACUCUGAACGACAAUGGACAGCUUGUGGAGACGUUAUUGGAUUAUGGAGCGGAUCCUACGAUCAUGUACCUCAACAACAAUGCCCUGGCCGAGGCGGCCAUUCGCCUACGAUAUGAGUGUGUCAAGGUUCUCCUUGAGACCGACUUGAGCAUGUCGGAGCCCCAGUCGUUGGAUCAUGCGAUUGAUGGGUGCUACAGGUUGACGGACACAAAGAACCAGAACCGUGGAUUGAUUUUGAACCUUCUGGUCCGGUGGCGGAACAACGCUGAGGGAGUCCAGCGACGAAGGACGUUGGCAACGCUGAUUGCAGCGAGGAGUAUGCAGUUGGGACCUCGUCGAAUCAACCGACAACGGUUGGCGAGACAGGUGCUGGAGAGCACUGAGAGUAUGGUCCAUAACCAGGCACGCAUUACUUAA
Linnemannia hyalina is the source of this 2700-nucleotide messenger RNA. Lineage: Eukaryota; Fungi; Mortierellomycota; Mortierellomycetes; Mortierellales; Mortierellaceae. The record is from the annotation of a GenBank genome assembly.